AGGUAUCAGGGAGACUUGGCGUGGAUGUGGUAAGGUAUUUCGUAGCGACUGGAUCUUGCUGUUACUGCUAGGCACCUUGACUGCCGCUAUAAGCUUCUGCAUGGAUAUGAUAGCCGACUUCUUAUUGGUACAACGGACUGUUAUCUUUGAAAGUAAUUUUGCCCCUUCGGCCGUGUCGAAGUAUGUCGUGUGGGUUUUAUACAUGCAAGGUCUGCUCCUGGUGGCUGUACUGGUAACUCGUGUGCUCUCCACGCAAGCCAUCGGAUCGGGGAUACCAGAAAUGAAAACAAUUAUGCGUGGAUUCGAGAUGCCAGGGUUUCUCAAUAUGAGAACAUUCAUCGCAACCAUCGUGGGCCUCACCUUGUCCGUGGGUAGUGGUAUACCGAUAGGAAAGGAAGGACCCUUUGUCCACGUGGCCUGCAUGGUGAGCAAUGGUCUCAUGCAGCUCCCAUGCUUCAAAAGUAUUUAUCUCAACCAACAUCACAGGCUGGCAAUCUUCUCUGCAGCAUGUGCAGUAGGUGUGAGCUGUAAUUUUGCGGCGCCCAUUGGGGGUGUAAUGUUUAGUAUCGAAGUUACAGCAACUUACUUCGCUGUGAGUAAUUACUGGAGAGCCUUCUUCUCAGCGGUGUGUGGAGCGUUCCUAUUUCGUCUGCUGGCUGUGUUCUUCACUACCGAGUACACGAUCACGGCCAUGUUCACCACCGGAUUUGAUAGAUUCCCGUUUGAUGUUUCGGAGAUGAUAGCGUUCGUCUUUGUCGGGGUUGUGUGUGGUUUCUUGGGGAUUCUGUUCAUCUGGCUACACGGCGUUGUCAUUCGCUUCAGGGCGUGGUUGCAUAUCAAAUUUCCAUUCCUACAGGAGUCAGUGGUACUCUAUCCGAUGAUAAUAUGCUGCAUCGUAGCUACCUUGCAAUACCCAGGCUUGAUUGGUCGGUAUAUGGGGUUUCCGCCGAAGGUCGCUAUCGACCACCUCUUCUCCUCAGAUCCUCUUGAUCACCAGGAUCAAUGGGACCAUCCGAACGUCUUGGUAGCGCUUUGUGUGUUCUUCUCGCUAAACUUCAUCAUGACAGUGUUCGCCGUCGGCCUCGCAAUUCCUGCGGGAGUCUUUGUGCCCGUCUUCCUCAUGGGAGCUACUUUUGGACGCCUCGUAGGUGAGCUGAUGCUGGACUGGUUUCCCAAUGGAAUCGACGUAACUGAUCCAAGCAGUAUUAUAAUUCCAGGAGGUUACGCAAUCGUCGGGGCCGCGGCGCUCAGUGGGGCGGUAACUCACACCGUAUCGACAUCUGUCAUAGUAUUUGAGCUCACGGGACAGAUAGAUCACAUUCUGCCUGUUAUGAUUGCCGUCCUCGUUGCCAAUUUGAUAGCGCAGCUGUCAGUGCCUUCCUUUUAUGAAAGUAUCAUUCAGAUCAAGAACCUGCCAUACCUUCCUGAUCUGCUCACAUCCAAGCAGUACAAGCUCACGGCGCAAGAUGUUAUGCAGCAAGUAAAUUACUUCAUACAUCCGCAGGCUACAUAUCGACAGGUUCGAUUGAUACUAGUUGAAUGUGUACUCGAGUCUGUGCCUGUGGUAGCCAGUAAAGAAACUAUGAUACUUGUUGGAAGUAUCAGCAGGUCUGCUUUGGAAGUUCUGGUGGGAGACGGAGUACAGACAGUUCCGAAUACUCUGAUGUCGACAUCAGGUGGACGUGGCUAUAUACCGCUGGAUGAAGAAAGCUCUGCAGCGAAAGAUGCUGCAAAUGCUAACAUGGGAGAUGAUGAAGUAGUCCCGUGGUGGAGAGUCAAAAUUGAAACUGCUCCAGUGCAGAUGGUAGCUGAAUCACCGGUGGUUAAGGUUCACCAAAUGUUCGCGCUUAUGGCACUAAAGCAUGUGUACAUCACUCGGAUGGGAAGGCUGGUAGGAGUGAUAUCAUUGGCGGCUCUCGCAGAAUCCAUUAAGCAUCCGAAAGUGUCUACUUUAAAACGUCGUCGUCGUUUGAGCAUCCAGGAGGCACAGGCUCGGGCGGAGGGACAUCGGGAAGGCACGGAAGACGUUAGUAACGCUCCAUGAGGAAUAACACACUCUGUGGAGAGGGUAGAAAGAUAUAGCUGUAGAGAGGGUAGAAAGAUAUAGCUGUAGAGAGGGUAGAAAGAUAUAGCUGUAGAGACGGCAUCGAUUCGUGGUGGCAGCGCAGGUACCCUGUCUAAUUUCUGCUGGAAUAACCCAAGGAUAGAGAUGUCUGUUCAAAAAUAGAAUAGCAUCUGUUCAGAUGUCUUGGCUGCUAUUUCAGUUUGUUUGGCUGAUAUAGGUUCAACAUGUCUGCGUUCCGAGGCGCUAGGCUGAGCAUUCGUUAAAGGCAAGUGAGAGAUGACCGAGAAAAAAACUCAUCUAUUACGAGAAUUGUCUCAGACAGUUUUGACUGUCUCAAUUGUGGACUUCGAUUUAUUCCGUGUUGAGGCUCUCAUGUACUAGUUCGCAUAAACCUCAUCAGUCUGCAUAAGAUCAAUCAACAAAGUUAUGUUUUAAAAUGUAACACAGUAGCGAGAUCACGUGUUUGAACUUCCAAGUUUAGGAUCAAGAGGCGCAAUCGGCGGAAAGAAUUGACGAGCGCUCAAGUGACAGUGAGGAUCGUUCCACGGCGCAGAUUGAAGUCCUGCACGGCGCAAACCAGGACUUCAGUUGCCGGGUGCGAGCAAAGCCAAAGUUGCCUGUACGCUAUAGAUUAUGUUUUUUCGUAGCAAAUUUUGUCCUACCGCACAGGCCGGGACUUUAGCUGCCACAUACGAGCAAAGCCGAAGUUACCUAAACGUCAUAGGUUUUGCAUCCAGAGAGUGAGGAUCAUCCUGCUGCGCAGAAAGAGACUUUAACUGCCAGAUGCGAGUAAAGCCGAAGUUACCUGUAUAUCAUAGGUUAUACAGCAGACUCUACCACAUUUCAGUGAAGCAAAUUAACAAAUUAAAUUGGUUUACCUUGAUGCGGGUA
Molecule: messenger RNA, 2956 nt
Organism: Sphaeroforma arctica JP610
Lineage: Eukaryota; Ichthyosporea; Ichthyophonida
Exons: 10
Coding region: 101-2044 (647 amino acids)
Biological process (GO): chloride transport; transmembrane transport
Cellular component (GO): membrane
Molecular function (GO): voltage-gated chloride channel activity
Source: RefSeq, a predicted model, not a curated record